AUAUGAGAGCGAACUAGUCGGGCCGAAUUUUAGUGCAGAAGAAUUGCGUCCACACGACUUUUUCGUGUAUUAAAAAUCGACGAUUUGAUAACGCCGAAGACAAAGUGUUGAGAGUUGGAGAAGUAUCCUCUUAUCAAGUUUUCAUUUCAAUUUAUCCACAAGCUUUUAUCGUUCCAAGUACGUUUCUUCAUCAAGAAAUAGACCUUCAUCAUGAGGACAUAAUUCCGAUGUUAGUUAGAACAGAUUGAUGAAAAUGGAUGAGCUAGAACGGCUUGAACACUUGUCCCUUGUAUCCAAAGUGUGUACAGAACUGGACAACCAUCUUGGACUUAAUGAUAAAGACCUAGCUGAAUUCAUCAUCAGCCUUGCCGAGAAGCAUGACACCCUUGAAGCCUUCAAGUCGGUGCUUUCGGAGAAUGGGGCGGACUUCCCAGAAUCCUUCACCAGCAAUCUCCUCCGUCUCAUCCAGCACAUGAAGCCCAAGAAGGCGCGGAAAGAAGAUGAAGCGGAGCCGGAGACCAAAGAUGACAAGAAGAGACAGGCCUUUCCUGGACUGUGUAUCCCAGAUAAACCAGAAGUCAGGGAAAUGUUGGCAGAAGACGAGCAGAUUGCCCUGGAUGCCAUGGAUGAAUUAGAAGCUCUCAUGCCUAAACAUCAAGGAACACACGUGAAGAAAGAAGGGAGCGAUGAAAGAGAUUCAAAGAAGUCCCGUAAGGACGAUAGCAGGACGAGGAGUAGAAGCAGGAGUCCUGAUUCAGACAAAGCCCGCAAGCACAAACAUAAACACAAAGACAGAGAUAGGGACAGAGAUAGAGAUAGAGACAGAGAUAGAGACAGAGAUAGGAGAAGACGACGCUCAAGAUCUCGUAGCCGCGACCGUGACAGGAAGCGCAGCAGGAGCCGCGAUCGUAGCCGCAGGCACAGGAGUCGAAGCAGGAGCAGGGAACGUAGCGAUAAGCGGAAAUACCGUGAUCGUGACGACGGGAAAGACGCGGAAGUGGACUCUCGGAAGGAGAAGUACAAUGAUAAAUUUGUGGACAGACCGCCCUCGCUUGAGCCGGAGGUUGGGGAAGUCUAUGAGGGCAAAGUGACUAGCGUUAUGCAGUAUGGUUGUUUUGUUCAGCUUUCCCUGAGAAGACGAUGUGAAGGCCUGGUGCAUAUAUCAGAGCUGAGGAGAGAAGGGAGGGUUGCCGAUGUCAGCGAUGUCGUGUCAAGAGGUCAGCAGGUCAAGGUCAAAGUUCUCUCCAUCGCAGGGACCAAGAUCAGACUUUCAAUGAAAGAUGUCGAUCAGGCCUCGGGAGAGGACUUGAACCCAGUCAAGGCAAAGAGUGCCCCUGAAGCAAUUGAGGAAGAGGGUAUGAACCCUUACCGACCUGCUGACCUGCCGUUGAUCAACGCUCCAGACUCUGAUGAUGUAGCCAUCAGGAAAAGAGUCCAGAGGGUAACUUCUCCUGAGAAGUGGGAACUUAAACAGAUGAUGGCGGCAAGUUGCAUUGACAAAGCUGAUUUCCCUGACUAUGAUGACACCACUGGUAUCCUCCCAAAGGAUGAAGAUAACUCUGAUGAGGAGAUCGAGAUUGAACUGAGGGAAGAGGAUCCGCCCUUCCUCAGGGGUCAUGGGCGCCAGAGUGUCGAUCUCAGCCCAGUUAGGAUUGUGAAGAAUCCUGAUGGGACCUUAUCCAAGGCUGCUAUGAUGCAGAGCGCCCUCGCUAAGGAGAGACGAGAGAUGAAGCAAGCAACGGAGAGAGCUGAAGCUGAGAACAUCCCUACAGGAAUGAACAAGAACUGGAUCGACCCCAUGCCUGAGAGUGAACGCACUCUGGUUGCCAAUAUCCGUAAGACUGGUAUGACCAGUCAGGAGUUACCAGAGUGGAAGAAAUCAGCCUUCGGUGGAAACAAGGCUUCCUACGGAAAGAAAACUAAGCUGUCCAUUGUAGAACAGAGGCAGAGUUUACCUAUUUAUAGACUCAAGAAAGAGCUGGUACAGGCUGUGGAUGAAAAUCAAAUCCUUAUUGUCAUUGGAGAGACAGGGAGCGGAAAGACCACUCAGAUCACACAGUACAUUGCCGAAGCGGGCUACACGAUCAGGGGUAAGAUCGGAUGCACCCAGCCCCGUCGUGUGGCUGCCAUGUCCGUAGCCAAGAGGGUGGCAGAAGAAUUUGGGUGCAGACUUGGCCAAGAGGUGGGUUACACCAUGCGUUUCGAGGACUGCACCUCUCCGGAGACCAAAGUCAAGUACAUGACGGACGGUAUGCUGCUGAGGGAGUGUCUAAUAGACCCGGAUCUCACCCAGUACUCGGUCCUCAUGUUAGACGAGGCUCACGAGAGGACCAUUCAUACCGACGUCCUCUUUGGACUGCUCAAGAAAGCUGUGAAGAAGAGACCCGACCUCAAGCUCAUUGUGACCUCGGCUACCCUGGACGCUGUCAAGUUCUCUGCCUAUUUCUUUGAAGCUCCCAUCUUUACCAUUCCUGGUCGUACAUUCCCUGUGGAAAUUCUCUACACCAAGGAUCCAGAGACGGACUAUUUGGAUGCAUCCCUCAUCACCGUCAUGCAGAUACAUCUUACAGAACCCCCAGGUGACAUUCUGCUCUUCCUCACCGGUCAAGAGGAGAUUGACACGGCUUGUGAGAUCCUGUUUGAGAGGAUGAAAUCCCUUGGUCCUGAGGUCCCCGAAUUGAUCAUUCUUCCCGUGUACUCUGCCCUUCCUAGUGAGAUGCAGACCAGGAUCUUUGAUCCCGCUCCUCCAGGGAGUAGGAAGGUUGUGAUUGCCACCAACAUUGCUGAAACCUCAUUGACCAUCGACGGUAUCUACUAUGUGGUUGAUCCAGGAUUUGUCAAGCAGAAGGUGUACAACUCCAAGACUGGCAUGGACCAGCUGGUCGUGACCCCUAUCUCCCAGGCUCAGGCCAAGCAGAGGGCAGGCAGGGCCGGCAGGACAGGUCCUGGCAAGUGCUACCGCCUCUACACGGAGCGUGCCUACAGAGACGAGAUGCUCCCCACCGCGGUGCCAGAGAUCCAGCGCACCAACUUGGCUAGUACCCUUUUGUCGCUGAAAGCCAUGGGCAUCAAUGACCUUCUGGCGUUUGAUUUCAUGGAUGCCCCGCCCACGGAGACGUUGAUCACGGCUAUGGAGCAGCUUCAUUCGCUGAGUGCGCUGGAUGAUGAGGGACUGCUUACAAAGCUGGGCAGGAGGAUGGCUGAGUUUCCGCUAGAGCCCAUGCUGUCCAAGGUGUUGAUCAUGUCUGUUCAUCUUGGUUGCAGCGAAGAGACCCUGACAGUGGUGUCUAUGCUGUCCGUACAGAAUGUCUUCUACAGACCUAAGGACAAGCAAGGUCUGGCUGACCAACGUAAGGCCAAGUUCCACCAGCCUGAAGGAGAUCAUCUGACCCUCCUAGCCGUCUACAACUCCUGGAAAAACAACAAGUUCUCCAACCCCUGGUGCUUUGAGAACUUUGUCCAGGCCCGCACCCUACGCAGAGCCCAGGACGUCCGCAAGCAGCUCCUCGGGAUCAUGGACAGGCACAAGCUUGAUGUGGUGACCUGCGGUAAGAACACAGCCAGGGUACAGAAAGCUAUAUGCAGUGGAUUCUUCAGGAAUGCAGCCAAGAAGGACCCCCAGGAGGGUUAUAGGACACUUGUUGACAGUCAAGUUGUCUAUGUUCAUCCUUCAAGUGCUCUCUUCAAUAGACAACCAGAUUGGGUGAUUUACCAUGAGCUUGUGCUGACAACCAAGGAGUACAUGAGAGAGGUGACCACGGUGGACCCCAAGUGGUUUGUAGAGCUGGCUGCUUCCUUCUUCCGCUUCUCCGACCCGACCAGACUCAGCAAGGCCAAGAAACAACAACGUCUGGAGCCGCUCUACAACAAGUACGAGGAGCCCAACGCAUGGAGGAUCUCCAGGCAGAGAUUGCGUAGGAACUGAGCAGGGUAGUGUGUUGCCUUUCUUAGGGAUGAGGCUUCUGUCGGUCAUGGGCUGACAUGAAAAUAUACAGAUGGGACUGAACACAUGUAGAAGCCCUGAGAAUGGGAAUCAGCAUCGUCUUGAACCUCUCUACAACAAAUACGAGGAGCACAAGCUUGGGGAAUCUCCAGGCUGAGGUUAGAACUGGACAAGGUAUUGUUGUCUUUCUUUGAUACCAGGCUGUGUUUGGUCAGAAGCUUACAUGAAAAUAUACAGAUGGGACUGAAGAAUUCUGGAAGCCCUUAUGAGACAGUGGGACAUACCAAAAGCUUCUCUGUGACGACUAGACUAAGCAAGGCCAACAAACAAUGUCUGGAACCUGUCUACAACAAGUAUGAAAAGCCAAAUGCUCAGAGAAUCUCCAGACGAUUGAGGCUUCUAUCAGACAUCAGCUCACAUGAAAAUAUGCAGAUGGGACUGAAGAAAUGUGGAAGCCCAUAUCAAAUGAUGUAAGAAGAACUGAUAGAGUUGAAAUCAAGCACCAUCAGUCUGGCCUCAGGUAGUGAUGUAAAAUGAUCUUCGUAUCAUUAGCUGUCAGUGAACCUCAUCAUGACUCAUUGCUAUCGUAACUGAAUUGAUCAUGGUAGUGUGAUGUGACCCUUGUGAGGCUAAUGUCAGUCACUUGUAAGCUUUCAUGAAAAUAUGCAGGUGGGACUGAAGAAAUAUGGAAGCCCUUCAAAAAAAAACUUUCAAAGCCUUAAUAUAAGAACUUGGAAGACAAUGAGAGAUGACAUCAAACUGGGCUAAUGCAGGGAUCUUUGCUUCUCCAAGUUGCCAUGAACUGUCAACAUACAUGUGUGGACUAAAGCAGACUUGAAGAUUUUUAGUCAGAUUCAUAGAUUCUUUGUGUGCAGUAUUUGUAGAACUCAACUAGGGAAUGAAGACUCUAAAUUCUCACGGAGGUUUCUUAGAGCCCACAGAGCCAUGGAAGCAUGACCUUGGUAGCAAACGUGUGUUGCUGAUUUCAGAUAUUCUAUGCUAUUUUUUUCAGGUAUUCCUAUUCACACAUUGUCUGCUGGAACUAGGCGCUCCCUGUAAAUAACAUAUGGAAAUUACAGAAGUCAGUACUCACAUGAUUAAAAUGAAAAUAUUUUUUUUCCUUCUUCUUCAUUCAACAACCAGAGAAAUACUUCAAGAAAUCAACUAUUUUGUCAUUAUUUUUUAACACUUUAAUUUCAAAACCUACAGUGUAAGAAAGAAUUGGGCCAUUGCUACUUGACCUGUUUUCACAAAAUUAUGCAGAUUAAUUGAAUUGACAGGAAAACAGAUUAAAAACAAUUUACCUUUCUGCAUACAUUUUAUGUUAGGGCUGAAAUAUUGCCCAGGGCAAGUUUAUUCUUACUGAUUCUUUUAUUUAUGGCCUGUUUUUGUCCAAUUGAUAUAUUUUAUCAGGAGUCCAAGUCAAUCCUACUUUCUUACUCUAUUUACCGAAGAGCAGAACUUAGUGUUGAUCAUGACGUUGGUUCAUGUUUUACUAUUUAUUCAUUGUUAAAUUUUUAUGAUAAAUUUUUACUUUUUGAUUCAUGUGCUUUUUUGAGUUCUUGAAAUAUUUACAAAAAUUAAUAAUGGUGUAUGAUAACAAACUUUCAAAUAAAGAAGUAAUCAAAUUUGGAUCGCAAUUUACCUCAUAGCAUUGGCAAACUUUUUAAGUAAUAAGUAAUCUUGGGCCCAUUUGAUAAAUACCUACAACAAUGGUGAAUGUGCCAUUAUUGUAACUACCGUCCGUCAACAAUUUUACAUGACAGGCGCAUAGGCUGUGAUAAAUGUAUAAAAUCUCAUAUUUCACAAAGAAUAUUUCAAUUGUCUAUUUGUAAAAUACUGUGUCAAGAUGAAAUUAAAGUGAAAGUAAACUCACUAAA
Messenger RNA from Lytechinus pictus (painted urchin), 5823 nucleotides. RefSeq names its product ATP-dependent RNA helicase DHX8-like. Gene Ontology annotation, biological process: spliceosomal complex disassembly; mRNA splicing, via spliceosome. Gene Ontology annotation, cellular component: catalytic step 2 spliceosome; intracellular anatomical structure. The transcript has 20 exons. Bases 248 to 3925 code for a protein of 1225 amino acids. The record is from RefSeq and is a predicted model, not a curated record. Lineage: Eukaryota; Metazoa; Echinodermata; Echinoidea; Temnopleuroida; Toxopneustidae. Gene Ontology annotation, molecular function: RNA binding; RNA helicase activity; ATP binding.